This is a messenger RNA of Penicillium longicatenatum, 294 nucleotides long. RefSeq lists its product as uncharacterized. Lineage: Eukaryota; Fungi; Ascomycota; Eurotiomycetes; Eurotiales; Aspergillaceae. The transcript has 2 exons. The record is from RefSeq and is a predicted model, not a curated record. The coding region runs from base 1 to 294 and encodes 97 amino acids.
AUGCCUAAUCGGGCAUUUAGUCCUAGAAGAGCUAUGAUCACCCUGGUAUCCUAUGGCGCUUGUAACUUGCACUUUUUUCUUGCUAAGUGGUCGAGCCAAUAUGUGCCCCAGGAGGAUACCGCAUUAUUGACGGAGGAAAACCUACACUUUGACCUCCCUGGUGCCAUUGUGGCGGCCAGGAACGUGGACAAUGGGAAGGAUUCUUUCGGUAAGAUCUGCUGUCUAUCGCAACCAAACAUCCCUUCCGUACGGGGAAAUGGGUGGGCUGCACUAAUGCUGGUUCCUCGGCAUUGA